Messenger RNA from Penicillium soppii, 387 nucleotides. RefSeq lists its product as uncharacterized. The record is from RefSeq and is a predicted model, not a curated record. NCBI's taxonomy places the organism in Eukaryota, Fungi, Ascomycota, Eurotiomycetes, Eurotiales, Aspergillaceae. The transcript has a single exon. Bases 1 to 387 code for a protein of 128 amino acids.
AUGAAGUUUGAGCAAAGGGAAUCGCGCUCAGUCUCCAAUGGAUACCUGGACACUGCGACAACCCAGGGAAAGACGCAGCAGAUCGGCUGGCCAAGGACGCGGCAAGCCCGGGCAAAAAACGCCCCUUCAGCCCGUUGCCGACAAGGAAGAGGGCGCUUUUCCGAGACACCAUCCACGCCCAGUGGGAGCGGGAAUGGAAAACAUCUACCAAAGGCGGUCACCUGCGAAAAAUUAAUAGCACCCUACCGGUCAGGGGCCGAGCGUACCUACUGGCACAGCUACGCACGGGCUAUAAUUGGUGAUCCACCAAUGCCAGGAUCGUCGGCUUCCGCGACGAUGAUCAGUGCGUGUGCGGCGCAUAAGAAACAGCUACCCAUGUGUUGGUAA